AUGGCUGGUUCUGCCGUAGAAGUGACAGGACUGCCUCCCCAUUUCGCAGAUAGCGAAAGUGAUUAUGGUUCCGAUUUCUCACCCGAAGAAGUUGAGAUAGUAGAGAAGUUAUUAUCGCCGGUCCACCAAUCCAAGGAACCGACGGAGAUCGAAGACAAUCCCAUUGUCACCGAAAUCGAGUAUCAUGAGCCAGAACGUGCUCUUCGCCUCCCUCGAGUCGUUGGGAAGGAACAAAUCUCGCCUCUGCUCCAGGCUAUUCGUGAUGCAGAGAGGGUUGCUGAUCAAAUCAAUGCUUCAGUCUCGAAACGCGAGUACUAUCCAGACUUGCAAGAUCAAAUACCUGAAGCUGUGCCAGCCGCAGCUCCCGCAAUACAAGUAAAUGAAGUCUCAGUAAAGCCCACAAAGUCUGCAACCUCCGCCCUCCCAGACACACGAUCGCCCCUCGAACGAUUUCGUACCGCGCCGAAGAAACCUCUUUCAGUGACAGACCUUGUGUCUCCUGCAUGGUGUGAGCUGCAAUACUGGUACACAUUGACGAAACUUGGGAGGAGGAAGCAAACACCCGCUAUGAAGCAGGGUAGUGCUGUACACAAAGUCUUGGAAGAUCAGGUACAUAGGUCUGUUCAGAUUGAAAUUCAAACGAAAGAAGACGCAUGGGGUUUACGAAUCUGGAAUGUGAUACAAGGAUUACGAACAUUACGAGAAACGGGACAAACCAGGGAACUGGAGAUAUGGGGUACUAUUGAUGGAUUGGUUGUUAAUGGGAUCAUUGAUGAGUUAAGCUACAUAUGCCCGGAUGUUGAAAUGGAGGUAUCGCUUCUAGGAAAGACGGAGGAGAAGAGCCAAAAGAAGAACAAGAAGAAGAAGAAAUCGCCACCCGCGGAACAAGUUUCCAUAUCUGAUUUCUUUAAAGGAAUGGAAGGUUCGUCCAUUUCAGAGGCGACACGGAUCAAAAUAAGAAAACAGUCGAACAAAGUGUAUAUUUGCGAUGUUAAGACCAGGGGUGUUCGCACGCUACCAAACGAUGCAGCCUUUCGUCCUACUCGAGUACAACUUAUGUUAUACCAUCACUUACUUGGCAAUCUUGCCACAAACUCGGUCGAUUUUAGCGUUUUGGCAGCCCGUUAUGGGUUAGAUACAGGUAAGGCAUUUUCAGAUACAUUCAUCGCUCAGGUCGGUAGCAUGAAUGAAGAUGACGAAGGGAUAUACCAAGAUGCACUUGAGGAGCAGGAUGAUUCAGGGCCAAGUUCUAGUCAAGAUUCUAUGAGUGUUCUCCUCGCUCACAACAAUCUUAAUGCACUAUGGUCUGUGAUGAUCUCUGAAUUCCAAAUCACUUUCCCCGAUGGUGCUGGGUCAUUGGGAAGGAUAUUAAAAACAGAAUAUCGAUCGCGAGAUGAUGGAGAGAUAGUUGGAAUCAAGACUAUCCCCAUGGACAAUGAAGAACUGAGUUCGUACCUGGAGGAAGAACUGCGAUGGUGGAAAGGAGAAAGAAAGGCAAAGGGUGUUCAACUGGAUGAGGCAUUCAAAUGCAGGAGUUGUGAUUUUGCCGAAGGAUGUGAAUGGAGGUUACAGAGGGUUGUAGAAGCAACCGAAAAGGCUCGGAUGAUGAAGAAGAGGGGAAAGAAAAGUGUUGUAUAG
Botrytis fragariae is the source of this 1638-nucleotide messenger RNA. RefSeq names its product putative exonuclease v protein. Lineage: Eukaryota; Fungi; Ascomycota; Leotiomycetes; Helotiales; Sclerotiniaceae. The record is from RefSeq and is a predicted model, not a curated record. Gene Ontology annotation, biological process: interstrand cross-link repair. Bases 1 to 1638 code for a protein of 545 amino acids. Gene Ontology annotation, molecular function: single-stranded DNA 5'-3' DNA exonuclease activity. The transcript has 2 exons. Gene Ontology annotation, cellular component: nucleus; mitochondrion.